Molecule: messenger RNA, 1578 nt
Organism: Aspergillus vadensis CBS 113365
Lineage: Eukaryota; Fungi; Ascomycota; Eurotiomycetes; Eurotiales; Aspergillaceae
Product: clathrin-mediated endocytosis regulator UBX3
Exons: 2
Coding region: 1-1578 (525 amino acids)
Cellular component (GO): endoplasmic reticulum
Molecular function (GO): ubiquitin binding
Source: RefSeq, a predicted model, not a curated record
AUGUCCACCUCCGGGCUUGAUAUAUCCCAACUCUCCGACAGCGAGAGGUCCGCUCUCGAGACGUAUACUGCGGUCACCGGUCAGGAACAUUCGGAAGCCAUUCCUUUGUUGCGCCGCUCACAAUGGAACGUGCAGAUGCCUUGGGAACUAAGCAGUUGCUGCCUCCAGAUUGCCAUCUCCAAGUUCUUUGACGGCGAAGGGCCGGAUCCCGUCGAAGAAGCCCGUGCUGCUCUCAACUCCCCUCCUCCGCGACCCGCUCGACAGACCCAAAACCUCAUGAGUGAUGACAUUGCUGCGCAAUUUACUCCGACUCCCCGUGCUGCUGAGCCAGCUCCCCGGAUAAAUACACAGCCUGAAGACCAGUCGGUCUAUCGCCCGCCUUUCAUACUAGCUCUGCUGUUUACUCCGCUCAACCUUCUCUAUCGACUACUCUACAGCUCCUUCCGCCUAUUCGGUGCCUUGUUUCCCUUCCUUCCACGCUUCUUUAACACGACAGCGAAUCCCGCUCUUCAAGGCUCCCGGAGAAAUACUAACGGUCGCCGGCCCUUGGGUCCCAAAGACACGGCCGCCCGGUUCAUCCGGGAAUUCGAGGAGGAAUUUGGCACCAACUCGAUCAGUUUCCUCGAGAACGGAUAUAACAUGGCAUUGGAGAAAGCCCACCGGGACCUCAAAUUCCUCCUAGUUGUACUUCUUGCCCCUGAGCAUGAUGAUACGAAUGGCUGGGUCCGAGACACACUUCUGUCUCGCGAAGUGACCGACUUCGUGAAUGACCCACAAAACAACCUACUUGUCUGGGGAGGGAAUGUUCAAGACUCUGAGGCUUAUCAGGUUGCCAACUCCCUCCGCUGCACCAAGUUUCCCUUCGCAGCCGCUUUAGUCCAUACUCCGAACGUUUCCUCGAAUGCGAUGUCGGUUGUGUCGAGGAUAUCGGGAACAACGUCCCCUGCGGAGGUCGUGGAGAAACUCCGAUCGGCCAUGUCGCAGCACAAGGAGCCUCUCGAGCGCAUCCGGUCAACCCGGGCAGAACAGCAAGCUUCACGCAGCCUCCGUGAACAGCAGGACUCCGCCUACGAGCGUUCCCUGGCCAUCGACCGCGAGCGGGCGAGACAGAGGCGGGAAGCCGAGGCGGCCCGACAAAGGGAAGAACAAGAGGCGGCCGAACGUCAAGCGGCCGAGGAGAAGCGCAUACAGGAUCUUCAGCAAUGGAAGCAAUGGCGGGCACAAACCAUUCCAGAGGAGCCUGGGCCGGACGUCAAGGACGCUGUUCGCAUCAGUAUUCGACUGCCUUCUGGCGAGCGUGUCAUCCGCAAGUUUGCGCCUGACGCGUCGCUUGACGAGCUCUACGCGUUUGUUGAAUGUUACGAUAUCCUGAAAGAGCCAACAGAAAAGGCUGCAGAAGCAGUGAAGCCGGAGGGCUUCGAACACCAGUAUGGGUUCCGGCUGGUUUCACCCAUGCCGCGGGUGGUCUACGAAGUGGAAGCUGGGGGAUCAGUGCGGGACAAGAUCGGCCGAGGAGGGAACCUUCUAGUCGAACCGAUCGAUGACGGCAGCGACGAGGAGUCAGAAGAAGAGGCAUAA